This is a messenger RNA of Aspergillus affinis, 1332 nucleotides long. RefSeq lists its product as uncharacterized. Bases 1 to 1332 code for a protein of 443 amino acids. Gene Ontology annotation, cellular component: vacuolar membrane. Gene Ontology annotation, biological process: amino acid transmembrane transport. The transcript is spliced from 2 exons. Gene Ontology annotation, molecular function: amino acid transmembrane transporter activity. NCBI's taxonomy places the organism in Eukaryota, Fungi, Ascomycota, Eurotiomycetes, Eurotiales, Aspergillaceae. The record is from RefSeq and is a predicted model, not a curated record.
AUGGCCAGCGAAGGCCUCCCUAAGGAUCAGGAUCUCUCCGACCCCGAGACGCAGUAUAUUUUAGAGGGCAAUGCCAGAUUUCGUCGGCUGGGAUGGAAACGCCUCACAAUUAUUUCCAUAGUGGAGGCAAUUGCCCUAGGAAGCUUAGGUCUUCCCUCUGCGUUUUCCACAUUGGGCAUGGUUGCUGGUGUUAUCCUGACCGUUGGUAUCGGUCUGGUCGCGAUGUAUGCGGGUUAUAAGAUCGGUCAAGUUAAGCUGAAGUACCCUCAAGUAGGACACUAUGCGGACGUUGGUCAGCUCCUGCUGGGAAGCGUGGGAUCUAAGAUCUUUGUGGGUGCUUUUGUGGCCUUAUUGAUCUUUGUGAUUGGCUCGCACUGCUUGACAGGAGCAAUUGCUUUCCAGACUAUCACUGAAAGUGGCGUGUGUUCAGUUGUCUUCAGUGUGGUUUCCGCGGCAAUUCUGAUGAUUCUCGCCAUUCCUCCGUCCUUUGCCGAAAUUGCAAUCCUCGGCUAUAUCGACUUUGCUUCCAUAAUCUUAGCGAUUGGGAUCACUGUGAUUGCAACCGGCAUUCAAAGCUCCCAUGAUACUGGCACUUUCUCUAUUGGUAGUGCGCCUUGGUCUGCAUGGCCAAUAACCGGGAUCUCAUUUUCGCAGGCAAUUGUGGCCACCAACAAUAUCGUUUUCGCAUAUUCCUUCGCUGGCUGCUUGCCGUCUUUCAUGGAGGAUAUGCAUACACCUGAUGACUAUGUGAAAACGCUUUGGUGGCUGGGAGGAAUCCAGAUCGUCAUAUAUACUCUGACCGGAUCGCUGAUCUACGCUUUUGUGGGGCAGGGGGUGCAAUCCCCUGCAUUGCUGUCGGCUGGACCCGUGAUCUCAAGAGUGGUUUUUGGAAUAGCCCUCCCGGUCAUAUUUAUCUCGGGUUCGAUCAACACAACAGUCGUGUGUCGAUACAUCCAUGGCAAAGUCUACCAUGACUCUGCCGCCCGUUUUAUCAAUACCCGAAAGGGCUGGAUGACUUGGUUGGGUCUUAUAUCGCUUGUGACAGUGUUAGCCUGGGUGAUCGCCGAGGCCAUUCCCAUUUUCUCGGAGCUACUGUCGAUCAUCUCAGCACUUUUUGUGUCCGGUCUAUCUUUCUACAUUCCUCCACUCAUGUGGUUUGUGCGUCUGAGAGAAGGAGCAUGGUAUGAGAAGCACAAUCUGCAACCCGCGAUCUGUAAUCUGGUUGUCUUCAUAGUGGGCAUGGUUGUCUUUGGCUGCGGUACUUAUUCCAGCAUCAAAGAACUUGUUACAAAAUUUCAAUCGGGGGCCAUUAGCAAGCCGUUCACCUGCUAG